Messenger RNA from Rhipicephalus microplus (southern cattle tick), 2718 nucleotides. RefSeq names its product ionotropic receptor 25a. NCBI's taxonomy places the organism in Eukaryota, Metazoa, Arthropoda, Arachnida, Ixodida, Ixodidae. Gene Ontology annotation, cellular component: membrane. Gene Ontology annotation, molecular function: ligand-gated monoatomic ion channel activity; signaling receptor activity. The record is from RefSeq and is a predicted model, not a curated record. Gene Ontology annotation, biological process: monoatomic ion transport.
AUGGCGGCGUCAGCUAUCAAGAAAGCCACCAUCACUGCAGUGUUUCUCGUUGUCGCUACGGUGACCGCGACGGCUCAGAAGCCAUUGCAUUUUGUCGUUGUGGCGGAGAAAGGCAACAAUGUUGCUGCGCUAAUGAUAACCGAAACGCUCAAGAAGAGCACCAAAGUAGCUCUCGACUACUCUCUCGUUGAACUAGACCCAGACGAAGCCAUCAUUGCAAACGUGUGCAGCGCCAUCUUUGAUGGUCCGAAGAAGCCAGACGUUCUCAUCGAUGCCGUGCGCACCCCGGGCACUGCGCACAAGCUGUCGACGGCGGUGCGCUACUCGGCACGCCUGUUGGGGCUGCCGACGCUGAGCCUCACGUACGGCGCGCACGACGACUACACGCUCAGCGGCUGGGAUCGACUGAACGAGACCGAGGAACAGUUUUUGAUUCACGUAACACCGCCUGGGGAAACCUACACGCAGGUGAUUCGGGGCAUCUGUGAUAAGAUGAACCUCGCCACAGCCGGCAUCAUCUACGACCGGAGCGUCAUCAUCGACCACAAGUACGCCCGACUGCUGGAAAACUUGCCGACUAUGAAUAUCAUGAGAGAGUUCGAUGGCACCAAAGACGACUUCAAGAAACAAGUGAAGUGCAUUCGCUCCACGGACGUGUGGAACUUCUUUGUUGUUGGCACGAGCAGCACGUUGAACAUGGUCUUGGACCUGAUUCGCCCAAAUAAGUGGGACAAUCGCCAGUAUACCUGGUUUUUUAUCUCAAAGGAGGACUACGAUCCCGAAUGCUCGGACUGCGACAAUGUCUCCUUCAUUGUGGCCAAGCCGAAGGUCACCAGUAGGUCUCUAUUCGCGGCAGCCAAGAAAGACAAAAACUUUGAAGCCCAAAGAGAACAGGCUGACGCGGCCUUCUACAUCGACGUGACGAAGAUGAUCAUCGCAGCCGUUAACAAAGAGAGAGCAAGUGGCAGGCUUCCCGACCUGGAGUACCCUACGUGCGCUGACGCGAAGCUUACUAGCUCCAUGAUUGAGUCCCGCAAGAGCAUCACCCUCAGAAAGACAAUGAUGCAGGUGGAAAAGAUGGAUCAGGGGGGACCAUUCGGACCCAUCGUCAUACCGGAAAAAGGAAAUGGGUACCAAAAAAUUAGCAUGGUUCUGAAGAGAUACACUCCCACAGGGAGGCCAGCAGCAAUGUUCUACCUCGGUCUUGGAUACUGGUUAUACGACCAACCUGACGGGUACCUGAAGGAAACACCCGGAGGAGAUAUGAAGAUGUACGCUGCGGUCAAGAUGUUGCGGGUCACCACUGUCGCCCAACCACCGUUCGUAAUCCUGAAGAACACCAGCGACGGGGAGAUCCAAUUCGAGGGAUACUGCAUCGACAUGCUCGACGAAAUCAAGAAGAUUCUCAAUUUUGAGUACUCAAUCUACGAAGCACCAGACAACACAUUCGGUUCCCUCAACAACUACACAAAAGAAUGGAACGGGAUGAUCCGGGAGCUAAUCGACAAGAAUGCUGACAUUGCCCUGGGGCCACUUUCGGUGACGGCCGAGCGCGAGUUGGUGGUGGACUUCACCGUUCCCUACUACGACAUGGUCGGCAUCUCGAUCCUCAUGAAGAGACCCGCUGUGAAGUCGUCGCUUUUCAAGUUCCUCACCGUGCUCGAAGAGAGCGUCUGGGGGUGCAUCCUGGCGGCCUACUUUUUCACAAGCUUCCUCAUGUACGUCUUCGAUCGCCUGAGUCCGUACAGCUACCGCAACAACAAGGAGAAGUAUGCGGACGACGAGGACAAGCGGGACUUCAGCCUCAAGGAGUGCCUCUGGUUCUGCAUGACGUCGCUCACGCCACAGGGUGGUGGAGAGGCGCCGCGCAACCUUUCUGGACGGUUGGUGGCGGCCACCUGGUGGCUCUUCGGCUUCAUCAUCAUCGCCUCGUACACGGCCAAUCUGGCCGCCUUCCUGACUGUGUCCCGACUGGAGACGCCCAUCGAGUCGCUGGACGACCUCUCCAAGCAGUACAGGAUCAAGUACGCACCCCAGAACGGCACGGCUACGAUGACGUACUUCGAGCGCAUGGCCGGCAUCGAGAACAAGUUUUACGACAUCUGGAAGAACAUGUCUUUGGAUGAUAGCUUGAGUGACGAAGACAGAGCCAAGCUGGCGGUGUGGGAUUACCCCGUGAGUGACAAGUACACCAAGAUGUGGUGGGCCAUGACAGAAACUGGCCUGCUCUCGAGCUUUGAGGAAGGUCUGAAAAAGGUCAAAGAGUCGAAGGGAUCGCAAGAAGGUUUCGCCUUCCUCGCGGACGCGAUGCGAGUGCAGUAUGCCACCAUGACCGACUGUGACCUCGUCUCCAUUGGCAGAGAAUUCAGCAAGAUGCCCCUGGCACUGGGCGUACAGCGCAACUCUCCCUUGAAGGACAUGCUAUCCAGCGCCAUCAUCAAGCUUCUCAGGGAAGGUCGUUUGGAGGACCUUAAGGACAUCUGGUGGAACAAGAACCCUGCCAGACAAAACUGUGACGACAAGGACCGUCAAAGCGACGCCAUCGGUAUUCGUAACAUUGGGGGCGUUUUCAUCGUCAUCGGCAUCGGCGUCGUUGGUGCUGUCAUCACCCUGGGCAUAGAAUUCUGGUGGUUCGGGAACCGCAAAGCUGGCACCAAAGUGGUCACCGUCAAGGAGCACUCUGGCAAAGACUCUACCAAGCGUCCCAUGAAAUACUAG